ACAGAACUCUACCCAUCAAGCACCAAACAUUUCCUCAUUCCACAGGCAUUUUCAGUAAUAUAUUCAAUCACUUUACAUUCAAUGGAACAUCAAAACAUGGUUAUGAUCAUAACCCUUAUGCUAGUUACCUUGUUUUCAACCGGUGCCAUUGCACAAUCAACCGAUUGCACCAAUGUGCUAAUUAGUAUGUCACCCUGCCUCAAUUACAUAUCCGGGAACUCAUCGACUCCCUCAACCGGAUGCUGCACACAGCUCACCUCUGUGGUUCAGUCCCAGCCUCAAUGCUUGUGUCAGGUCCUCAAUGGUGGCGGCUCCUCCUUGGGACUCAACAUAAAUCAGACACAGGCUAUGGCCCUGCCUAAGGCUUGCAAUGUCCAGACUCCCCCCGUUAGCCGGUGCAAUGCUGCUGGUUCGCCUGCUGCCUCUCCUGAUGCAUCGCCAAAUUCUCCAAACGCAAACCCUUCAGAUGGUGGAUCAAAAACAGUGCCAACUACCGGGGAUGGGGAUGGUUCGUCUAAUGCAACUUCCACCAAGUUGGGAGCUUCUCUGCUCUUCUUCCUUCUGUUCAUAGCGUCAUAUAUGUCCACCUGAUUUUUCACAAAGCCUACGGGCCUUUCACUAUAUCCUAUGUAUACAAGUAUCACACAGUUCUCUUUCUUAUUUCUUAGUUGGGAUUCCUCUAGAGUUGAUAAGUCAUUGUAUUAUUCAUUCAACUAUGACCCGUUUUGGAGGUCUAUCUGAUUUUGUAUGGUCGAAGAGACUUUGUCACUUCUUAUUAUAAUAAAGAUGAUACAUCUCUUUUA
This is a messenger RNA of Olea europaea var. sylvestris, 803 nucleotides long. RefSeq names its product non-specific lipid-transfer protein-like protein At2g13820. Lineage: Eukaryota; Viridiplantae; Streptophyta; Magnoliopsida; Lamiales; Oleaceae. Gene Ontology annotation, biological process: lipid transport. The coding region runs from base 82 to 591 and encodes 169 amino acids. Gene Ontology annotation, molecular function: lipid binding. The transcript has 2 exons. The record is from RefSeq and is a predicted model, not a curated record.